This is a messenger RNA of Rhinolophus ferrumequinum (greater horseshoe bat), 2269 nucleotides long. It is a transcript of the gene EPS8L3, whose product is annotated as EPS8 like 3. Gene Ontology annotation, molecular function: actin binding. Lineage: Eukaryota; Metazoa; Chordata; Mammalia; Chiroptera; Rhinolophidae. The coding region runs from base 184 to 1959 and encodes 591 amino acids. The record is from RefSeq and is a predicted model, not a curated record. The transcript has 19 exons. Gene Ontology annotation, cellular component: vesicle; plasma membrane; ruffle membrane. Gene Ontology annotation, biological process: Rho protein signal transduction; positive regulation of ruffle assembly; regulation of Rho protein signal transduction.
CCCAUAAGGCCCUCCUGCUCACCCAGGACCUGUCUGAUCACAAGGCCUCUGCCUGUGGCCGCCAGCAGGGAAGCCACUGCCCUCUCACCACAGCUCCCGGUCACCAACCCAAACACCAGACCCCUUGGGAAGACCAGCCACCAGGCCUCACAGGACUCCAGGGAUCAUCUCGGCAGUGUCACCAUGUCCCGGCCCAGCAGCAAAGCCAUUUACAUGCACCGGAAGGAGUACUCGCACAGCCUCACCUCAGAGCCCACCCAACUGCAGCACAGGGUGGAGCACCUGAUGACAUGUAAGCUAGGCACUCAGAGAGUCCGGGAGCCCAGGGACGCCAUGCAGAAGCUACAGGAAAUGGACGCUCAGGGCCGGGUGUGGAGCCAGGACUUGCUCCUACAGGUCAAAGAUGGCUGGCUCCAGCUACUGGACAUCGAGACCAAGGAGGAGCUGGACUCUUACCGCCUGGACAGCAUCCAGGCCAUGGACGUGGCACUUAACUCCUGCUCCUACAACUCCAUCCUGUCCAUCACCGUGCAGGAGUCGGGCAUGGCAGGCAACAGCACCCUGCUUUUCCAGUGCCACGAAGUGGGGGCAGAGAGACUGAGAACCAGCCUACAGAAGACCCUGGAGGAGGAACUAGAGCACAGCCGAUCCCGAUUUGGAGCCCUUCACCAAGGCCAGGACAGAUGGAGGGGUCCUCCUCUAGAAAGACCUAAGGAGCAGGCACCCCUCUUGGAGCAGGGUCCCCCUCCAGAACAGCCGCGCUGGAUGGCACCAGAGCGCAACGUACCACCUUCCCCGAGGAACCUGUCACGUCACUCCAGCAUCCGAGAACCAAGUGCCUUCCGUCCCCCUCCUCCAAGGCGGCCGCCAUCUCCUGAGGACCCACUGAGGGAUGAGGAGGUGCUGAACCAUGUCCUAAGCGACAUUGCGUUAUUCGUGGGACAGCUGAAGGAAGCCGAGGCAAACACCCAUCGUAAGAAGAAGAAACUGGGGAAGAAAAAGGACAAGGGUCAGAGAGGGGUGACCCAGGCGCAGUACAUAGAUUGCUUCCAGAAGAUCAAGUGCAGCUUCAACUUUCUGGGGAAGUUGUCCAUGCAGCUGCAGGAGACGAGUGCCCCUCAGUUCGUGCACCUCCUCUUCGAAAAGCUGGCCUCCAUCCUGUCCCAGUGCCCUUACCAGGGCCUAGCAGCCCAAGUGAUCUCACCUCUCCUCACCCCCAAAGCCAUCGACCUGCUGCAGUCCUGUCUAAGCCCUCCUGAGAGUAACCUCUGGAAGGAGCUGGGUGUGGCCUGGACCACCAGUCGGGAUGACUGGCCAGGCAGUGAGCCUCCGCCCUACCAACCCACGUUCUACGAUGGUUGGCAGCCUCCAGAACCUUCCAACCAGGCACACGCAGGAUACCAGGACUCUACUCCCCUCCAUUCUAGGUCAGGGAGCAUCUCACACUUGGCUCAAGAGGAGACACACAACCAUGGCCCUCGUCCUGGGGACCCCAACCCUGUGCCCCUCAGCCCCAGACCUGUCAAGCCAGCCCUGAGAAUGCAAGUUCUGUAUGAGUUUGAAGCCAGGAACCCACAGGAACUGACGGUGAUCCAGGGAGAGGUGCUGGAGGUUCUGGACCACAGCAAGCGGUGGUGGCUGGUGAAGAAUGAGACAGGACAAAGCGGCUACAUUCCCAGCAACAUCCUGGAGCCCCUCCAGUCGGGGCCCCCCGGGAACCAGCGAGAGUCACCCCCUCGGGCUCCAAUGCUUCGACUUAGCUCCAGGCCUGAGGAGGUUAGAGCCUGGCUGCAAGCAGAGAACUUCUCCACUUUCACCGUGAAGACUCUCGGUUCCCUGAUGGGGACCCAGCUGCUUCAUAUGAAACCCAGGGAGCUACAGAUGUUGUGUCCACAGGAGGCCCCACGGGUCCUGGCACGGCUGGAGGCAGUCAGAAGGACGCUGGGGAUGAGCCCUUAGGCAUGAAGAUACCUCCAAGACCAACGCCUUCUCACAAGCAAGAUAGAGGAUCUGAUACUCUUUAGAGUCCCGAGAAUUCCUCUUUCAGUUCCCCAGUUUGCAACAAGCCUCACACCCAGCUCACAGCAAAGAGGACGAGGAAGUCCAGAGAUUGGAGCAAAUGGUGCUCUUGCUGUGUUGGGAUCCCUCCCCAGUUACCUCCUAUUUAUUGUCUCUCUCCUAAGCCUGAGCACUUACGCUUACAUUUGUCAGGACUCUGUUUAGUCCCUUCCCUCCCCAAUAAAAGCAUCUUUAAGUUAUGUGCCUCUCU